Chlamydomonas reinhardtii is the source of this 3136-nucleotide messenger RNA. RefSeq lists its product as uncharacterized. The transcript has a single exon. The coding region runs from base 344 to 514 and encodes 56 amino acids. The record is from RefSeq and is a predicted model, not a curated record. NCBI's taxonomy places the organism in Eukaryota, Viridiplantae, Chlorophyta, Chlorophyceae, Chlamydomonadales, Chlamydomonadaceae.
GAGGAGGUCAAGGGGUUGACGAGUGUUGCGGAACUAAUGCGUACGUAGACCAGAGCGGAAGGCGGAGUGGGCUUGCAGGCGGCACGAGAGUAGGCAGUCAGUAGCGAAUUCACAUGUCCGACCCGAAGCUAGAGGCUGCGGUGUGGGCGGAACACGGAAGUUCUACGACACGCAAGUAUAUAACCCUGCAGACGGCGCCCUGGGGCAUCUAGAUGUGUCUUUUGCCGACUAUCCUGCUACACGUGGCGCGAGCCUCUGUUGCACAUCAGAUGUGGUGUUUGUUGCGUAGGUACGAUAUGAUAUAACGCGCAAGGAUCACUGCUCUUGAGCAGCUUCUCGCCUGAUGGCCCCAUUCCAGAUGACCGAUGAGGCGUGCCAAACAUCCAAGGACCUUGACGAGGCGGCUUGGGGGGAUGCACGCGUCGCCAUGGAGGCCUACGCGAACGCCAGCGCGGAGGAGCUUGAGAUGAUGCCUGAUGCGUUAUGGUCCCGCGCCGCGGUGCCCGGCGCCUGAAGAGGCACUGCAGGGGGUGCGAGCGUGGGGUGCGAGGGAAACGGAGGGAAAGCCUGAGGGGGUGCCCAUUGCAGAGUAGUAUGUGGGGCUGAAGCCCAAGAUGUACGCCUACCGCACCGUGGCCACCGAGAAGAAUGAGAAGCAUACCGCCAAAGGUAUCAGCAAAAGCGUGGAGCUGGCAUUCAAUGACGAGUACAACUCGUUCUUGCGGGGGGCACGCGGCCUCUUCUUCCGCUCUUACCACGUGUCUUACCACCAUUAGCUGUGUACCAUCCAGCAGACCAAGUUUGGGCUGUCGCCUAUCGACACCAAGCGCUACCUACUGGAUGAGGGUGUGACCUCUCUCGCCUACGGUCACAAGGACAUUCCGUGCGGCGUGUAGAACAAGCCGGGGCUAGGGUAGUGAGGAGCGUUAUAACGUUGCUGCUACAGCCAUGGAGGCGCUACUGCAGAAGCGCCCAGAGUACCGGCUUCUUGGCAAGUCAAACUUCGUGCAGACCCUUGCACAGCAUGGCGUGUCAAAAGAUUGCGGUCGCGUGCGCAUUGUCCGCAGAUAACGCACGUAGAUGCCCCAGGGCGCCGUCCGCAGAGUUAUAUACUUGUGUGUCGUAGAACUUCCGUGUUCCGCCCACAUGGCGUGUCAACGGAUGAGGCGCGGCGUUAUGAUGAAGCGCGAGAGCUGGGCUAGAUGUACGCGCCAAACAAGCAAAAGGGUGUCUCGCCCUGUGAAUGACGAGUGUUGCGGAACUAAUGCGUACGCAGACCAGAGCGGAGGGCGGAGUGGGCUUGCAGGCGGCACGAGAGUAGGCAGUCAGUAGCGCAAGUUGCGAAUUCACAUGUUACCUCGUAACCGACGGUAAACGCUGUGGACGGGCGCGCCCAUGGCUGGUUUACGGAAGGCGGCUGCUGUAUCGGGAUGGCUGGGCUGGACGACGGCGGCCGGGCUGACGUUGCUUGGGACUACCAGAAAGGAUGCGCCCGAAACCAACCUGGAGAACACCAGCGCCACCGAUGCCCAGCACGACAUGUAUGGGAGGGAGGGAGGGACAGGAGGCGUGAUGCACUGCAGCGUAGAAGCGAUGGCGCUAGGCGCGAGGCAAGCAACGGCGACCCCAAAACAACCUGUGAUCGGACACUGAACGUUUCGUGUGCCUGGCGGCGACUGAUGUUUGCAGAUCUGUUUCUGUCGGCUUCUGCAGUGGCCGUGUUGGCCACGGCGUAGGGGGCCUGGAGCGCAUGCGUAGCGAGCGAGAGAGUUGCGCAAGACAACCACUUUCCGGCUUACAUGUUGCCGAAGGCUUUAACGUCCACUAGGACAGGUCCCUCACAUAGAACGGUCAAAGACUAUCUCGCCUAGGAUCGGAAUGAGAGACGGCUCUAGCCGCUCUCAGACGCGACCUAUGUCCUCUCUCUGAUCACCCGUACUCCGGCCUCCCAUGCAAUACACCGUGUCGGGCCAACCAACCUUAGGCACGUUCCCCUAUUCCCACACGCCAAAACCACGCCCAAAUCAUUCAGUCACACGAUAUGCACGGGCACACACCAGGUCACGACAAGGGGGAGUUGCGCAUCACCGCACCUCCCUGCUCGUUCCAGGUCGACAUCUUUGAGCUGCCACGGUACACGAAGGGCUCGUGAUGGAACAUGGCAAGGGGCAGGAAAGCGUAGUCCCGAUGUGUGUGGCUCCCACCCGUGCCCACAUAAAUGCGUAGCGAGAAGGGACAAGGCAUUGGUGCGUCGUUCGCGCGCUGUUACUGUACCGACGGUAGCUGGCAGGUUGUGUCGAUGUUUUGCUGACGCGCAUUCCUCACGCUCCGGGCGCCCGGCCAAGGCGAUAGCACCACACAGACUCAAUGCGACGCCACACCGCGCGGAUAGCAUAGCCGAUGCGCACCUGCAGGCAGUUGACCGGCGUCCACGGAUGAGCUGUGUAGACGAGCACUAGCGUAAUGCAACGGCGUGCAGCAAAACAAUGGCCGGGCGACAGUGUGACAAGCAGGGGCAAGAACAAGGCGAAGCAAAGCAGAAGAGGGGCCCGAAUGUGUACGACAAUUGUGGCGGGCAGGCCGAAUGCGGUGCAACACGCCAACAACACAACCGGAGGUGAGGAAGCGUUGCUGAUGGUGAGGAUAGGUGCUGCGACGCUCGGUAGGGGAGCUGUGGCCGCGCACUAGAUGGGAGGAAGUUUCCGAGGUGUUGUUUCCGAGGCAUUGUUUGGGGCUGAUGUUUGUGGCUGAUUAAGAAAGAAGCAGAGUUUCGGCUGUGAGCGGCUGGCGAGGAGAGGCGAGGGCUGUUGCGUUUUGGAAGGCGGGCGGAAGGCCGCACACGCCGGGAGUCGGGCAGGCUGUAGAUUUCGCUGAAGCUGCGUUUGAGAAGGGAGCCGAAGGGACAGCUGGGGUGGGACAGCUGGAAGGGACAACUGGAAGGGACGACUGGAAGGGACAGCUGGGAGGGACAUCUGGGAGGGGACAGCGGAUGUGGGACUGCUGGGGUGGGACAGCUGGGGAGAGGCACGGGACAGCUGGCAUGGGACGCUGGGUGGCUGCAGAGGCUGGCAGCGCUGGGGCUGGUACGUAGGUGGGUACUUGGGUACGCGGCUGGAUGGAGCCCGGGCUCACGAAG